This is a messenger RNA of Didymosphaeria variabile, 2259 nucleotides long. RefSeq lists its product as uncharacterized. Lineage: Eukaryota; Fungi; Ascomycota; Dothideomycetes; Pleosporales; Didymosphaeriaceae. The transcript has a single exon. The coding region runs from base 1 to 2259 and encodes 752 amino acids. The record is from RefSeq and is a predicted model, not a curated record.
AUGAAUGCUUUCAGCCCGCCCAAUGCCCAACGGACCCUCAUCGAUGCAGACGUCGUUGGAACGCUUUCGUCUAAAGGAUGGCCGGCGCUCUCGCCUGAUAACGUUGUAUCGGAAGGCCCAGGAGGAAGCCAGGAUACUAACAUUGCUAAUGCCACAGCUUGCAGCCAUUCCCUUGCUGAAUCCGUGUCGCUAUAUGAGGGAGAUGAGCUAACAACUGGUGUCAUAGACCGUUCAAUUACCGUAUUGUCGACUACCCAACACGAAUGCAAUUCCCAGGAAGUAACAUCGUCAUCACCCUUUGAAGAUACACCACAGACAUUCUCUGAUGGAGGUUUCGCUCCGGAUACAACUUUACAUGCUCUCACAACCCCUGACGAUGAGGCUCUGGAAAGUCCGCUCGCCCACAAGGUUGCUAUUCCGCCGCGCGUUAGCUCCAAGCGAGCCUCUCUCCCUGUUACAUCGCAAGCCCAGAUGGUGAAGGCCGCAGCUACAGCUGCAUCUCGCCAGCGAGAAGCUAAAGCGGGCGAUGCAGAGUGGCCUCUUCUGACCACAGCAAGCGACAAUGCCUGUAAUAGCAUGGGGAUGCAGAUAGAGCCGGUUGAGACGGAUCAAGUUGAUAGUAACGAUGGCAACAUGAGUAGCGCCCACUGCAUGUCCGAGUCUGCAAAUACUUAUCACACUGCCGCCUGGAAGCCUAGUUCGACUGAGUCGGCAACCGUCGGGAGUCAGACGGCUGGCUCGCCGAUUUGCGGUGAUGAGCCACAGGCUGAGCAGCCCGGAUACCGCACCAAGCGCCUUUCUGGUUACUCAUCAAAAUCAGAGCCUGGCCCGAUGCUCAAGAUCGCAGACGAUGCAGACGCUGUCUUGCUUGGCAAGGAUGUACCUCCUGUGCCGGACAUCGCAGUCAGCAAGUCAGUGUUCAAGAGAGACUCAUUGAGUAAGAUCACUAACCGCACGAUGUCAAGGUUUUCUGCCGGUAGAUCUAGGGCAGAAACAUCGAAAGCUAGUGGGAGGAGAUCAAGCUACAGUGUAGCUGUUACGGAGCAUAGGACCACCCAACUUCCCAUGCGUGGCGAGCUGCAACAGUCGUCAGCCUCUCCUCAGAGCACUCCUAUUCGGGAGGGGAACGUCACCGUUCGAAAACGAUCUUCUAAGGUCACCCCCAAGCCAGCCAUGGUCCCAUCUGCCAGCUUAGAUCAACACCUCGUUGCUGAACCGAAGCAUACAACCUCGAGUCGAUCCAAGGCGAGGCUUGCGCUUCUUAAUCCAAGCACACCCAGCUCUCGAGAUGGAUCCUCGCCCAGCUAUGCUAGAUCCACAGCAGUGUCUUCACGCAACGCGAGCAUGUUGGACAAGCGUGCCAUCUUCCGGAAGCCUGCAUACAGCCCCAGCCAGCCAAGUGAACUGAAGGAUGAACGAUUAGAGACUCGGUCGAAGAAUGACAGCAAGGUAUCACAAAAAAAGAAGAAUCAGACCGUUGGUGAAAAGACGGUCAACCCGAAGCGUAGUUUCAGGAACAUGUUCCUUCCCCGGGACAACAGGGAGAAGACGCCUCCUGUACCUGCAGUUCCGAAGCGUUCGUUAUUGAUCGGGAGCACCAUACGAGGUCGCUUCAGAAGCUCCGCCAACCUCGCGGAGCAUGAUCAGAAGGCGACCGACGUGACGAACCGUCGCGCAAUAUCUCGAGAAGACCGUUAUCCGGCUCAUUCGCAGAACGACAUCGUGCAAGUCGCCACGCCUCCCACUUUUACCUCGAAAGCUGCCGGAACGCAGCACGGCAACUUCCAAGCUGUCCUAUCGCCCAAUACCAUCUCAGAAGCCCCAGCAGUCACUACCUCGGACGCUGGACCCGUGAUCAACAGUAUUCUCACCCAAGUGUCGUUGCUUCGGGACACGUCUUCGGACCGUCUGCGCGGCCUCGAGAUCGCUGAGGUCUGUACAACCCUGAACCACCGUGUUAGUAUGCUGAAGGAGCUUGUUCUAACGGUACAAACGAAACAGGCUCUUCUCGCUUCUUUGGAUGCUUGUAAACACGCACAAAUCGCGGCUACACAAGCACGGCAACAUUCUCGUCAGGCGGAGCUAUAUGCGCAAAGGUCUGCUGUUGAGCUUGGGAGACUGCACAGGCUUUGCGAGUGUGGUCUUGACGAGGAGACUGUGCAACUGAUCAAGGGUCUGCUCAGCAAUGCGUGGGAUUCGGCAUUUCCAGCGGCAUCGUCAACAAGCUUGCGUGACGUCGAACCCGCCAUGAACGGAUAG